AUGGCUAACCAAAUUAAAAUUGUACUUUUUAUUGUCAAAUUAAUUCUAAUAAGUACAACGGUAAACUCUUUUAAAUUGAACGUGCCGCGAGUUUUACUACCAAUAUUCAACGAGUUUGCUAUAAAUUUUACUCUAGAAGCUACAGAAGGAGCCUGUUACAAAUGGAGUACAACAAGAAACGAUAUUAUACAAGUUCUUCCUAUAGAUGAACAGCCUGAAUCAAAAUGUUCAAGCAAAGUGCAAAUUAGUGCAGUGACUAAAGAGAAAAUAAGAAAUAUGGCAAUUGUUUUAGCCGAAGAUGUGAGUACAGGGCAAACACUCAGAUGUGAUGUAAUUGUAGACGCCAUACAUGAGUUGCGCAUUAAAACAACGACAAAGGAACUAUUUAUGGAGGAGGCACCUGAAGAUUUUGAAGUUAAAGCUUAUGAUGAUCAAGGUAACGAAUUUUCGUCUCUGGAAGGAAUUGAGUUUGAAUGGACUAUACUUUCCUUGGCAGAAAACAAAGAACCGAUUUUGCAAUAUAUACCUUUCGAAAAUUCUCCUUACAAAGCUCCCGCCGCUAUAGAAUCUUUGGAGAAGCUGUUUAAAAAGGGUAAUAUGGUAUUAUUAGAAGGUGUAAAAAGUGGAACAGUAAAAGUUUCCGUUCGUUUACCACUUGAGGAAUAUCAACAUCUUCCAGUGUGUGAGGUACAACUCAUGGUAGUGGCUAAUAUAAUAAUUGUCCCUUCAGAUGUCUAUAUUAUGGUUGGCGAUACUAUAACUUUUCAAUUUUUCUAUUUAAAAAAUGGUAGAAUGGAAGAAAUAGAUUUAUAUAUAUCUCAGUACCAUCUUAAGGUAGAAAAUGAAGCGGUAGCAACUUGUACAGAGAAACUUGCGUCUGUUACUGGUGUAAAAGUAGGAGAUACCAAGAUUCGACUGCAAGAUGUCAACUUAAGUGAAGAUGAUCAUAUGCUUAAAUUGCCAGAAGCAAAUCUGCAUGUAGUAAAACCAGAUUAUAUGUUAUUAAAUAUUUUACCUCACAAAAAUUGGGCUAUUCUGGUUGCAGAUCAUUACGAAAUUUCAGCUGAACUGUAUACAGCAGAUGAUCACAAAAUAUAUAUUGGAGAAGCCGUUCUAAUUCAGAUAAAUCUUUCCCUAGAUUUUGCUGUAAUUGAAAGAUCUUCUAACGGUAGCUGGCUCUUAGGUUAUGGUAUGAAACCAACAAUAGCCCCAGUGCAAGCAUCGCUGGAGUCUAUAGUCAAUGAUAAAGUAGGAGUUAUUUCACUUGACAAAUCCAUUACCGCUAAAAGUGAUCUAAUGAUAUAUCCCCGAAUAUCUAUUAAUCCAUCAGAAGUUAUGCUACCAUGGGAUUCAGUUAUACGACCAACCUACGAAGUAACUUUAACUGCCACCGGAGGUGAUGGAAGAUUUAUGUGGACAAGCACUAAUAAUUCCAUUGGUAUGGUUAGUCAAUCUGGUCUAGUCAGAACUCUAUCAAAUGGUGUUUUUGAAGUAGCUGCUAUUAUGUUGCGCAACCACUACAAUAGAGCCAACACAAAAAUUUUUAUCUUACCUCCAUCUCGUCUUGAAAUUAUUGAAUUUUUAAUGGAGACAGAAAUUGGUUCUUCGAUUCACUUAUAUAUAGCACUUUAUGCUGAGCAAGAAAAGAAUGGCCAGCUAAUAAAUGUACCUUUUACACAGUGUCAAGAUUUACCAUUUCAAGUUAAACUCUCUGAUUCAAAAUUUCAAAUUAACAAAACAGAAUCAAUAUCAACAGUAGGAGUUUCAUGUGGUAACAUAGUAUUAGACGCUUUGGAAAUAGGUACAAGUAAGGUAACAGUAACAUAUUUUCACAACGGCAGAGCACUAGAAGAUUCCGUUAGUGUAACUGCGUUUAAAGCUCUAACCAUUAUGGAACCAAAAGCUGAUAUUGUCUUAGCUGUAGGUACAAGUACAAAUAUUAUCUACAUGGGUGGUCCUCGACCUAGUUUAAAACACUCGAAUGAUUUUCACCCUCUUGUGGUUAGUGAUGAUGAAACUAUUGCUACAGUUGAAGAUAUUACAAUGUUGCAUACAAUCGGAGUAGAAUAUACUGUUGUAAGAGUAGUAUGUCUAAAAAUUGGAGAAACAAAUGCUAAAAUGCAGAUACAAAACAAUCAUGUAACUUCAACAAAUUCACAGCUUCAAACUCAUGUCGUACAAACAAGAAUUUCUUGUGCUAACCCAAGAGAAAUUAUUCUGCAACCCGAAAUAAAAGUAGCUGACACAAACAUUUGCCCUUUAGAUUUAGAAUCAAGCUACGUCAUUGUACAUAGUAACACAAGUAUAACUAUUGAUGUUUCAGUUUAUGAUGAGUCAGGCCUUAAGUUUUUAAAUAUAACCAGCUUGUCUCUUGUUUGGAACAUCUAUCCUCCAGGGAGCGCUAAAAUUAAACAACCUGAUGGACUUUUUGAAAAUAAUUUAGAAUUUAGUGGUGUUCCAAUUGCGUUUAGAAUGUAUCAAAUCCUUGAGACAAACAGUGGAUAA
Diabrotica balteata is the source of this 2505-nucleotide messenger RNA. The record is from the annotation of a GenBank genome assembly. NCBI's taxonomy places the organism in Eukaryota, Metazoa, Arthropoda, Insecta, Coleoptera, Chrysomelidae.